This is a messenger RNA of Arxiozyma heterogenica, 1404 nucleotides long. It is a transcript of the gene APM1, whose product is annotated as Apm1p. NCBI's taxonomy places the organism in Eukaryota, Fungi, Ascomycota, Saccharomycetes, Saccharomycetales, Saccharomycetaceae. The record is from RefSeq and is a predicted model, not a curated record. Gene Ontology annotation, molecular function: clathrin-cargo adaptor activity. The transcript has a single exon. Gene Ontology annotation, biological process: vesicle-mediated transport; intracellular protein transport. Gene Ontology annotation, cellular component: clathrin adaptor complex; clathrin-coated vesicle. The coding region runs from base 1 to 1404 and encodes 467 amino acids.
AUGGCGUCUGCUAUCUACUUUUGUGAUAACAAAGGUAAACCACUUUUAUCACGUCGUUACAAGGACGAUGUGCCACUAUCAGCCAUCGAUAAGUUUUCCACUUUGCUUCUAGAGAAUGUGGAACAAUCUAGUAUAAUACCACCAUGUAUUUCUCAUAGCGGAAUUGAUUAUUUAUUUAUACAGCAUAAUGAUCUGUACGUCGUUGUUUUGGCUACUUCUUUAAGUAUCAAUGUGGCUACCAUUUUUACAUUCUUACACAAACUAGUAGCUGUGUUAGAAGAAUAUUUGAAAACUGUGGAGGAAGAAUCUAUCCGAGAUAACUUUGUCAUCAUCUAUGAAUUACUGGAUGAAAUGAUGGAUUAUGGUAUCCCACAAGUCACAGAGACUAAGAUGUUAAAGAAAUAUAUCACACAAAAAUCUUUCAAAUUAGUGAAAGCACAUAAGAAAAAGUUGAAUGCUGCAAGACCACCAUCAUCAUUGACCAAUUCCGUUAGUUGGAGACCGGAGGGGAUUAAAUAUAAGAAAAAUGAAGCUUUCUUAGACAUUGUGGAAUCUAUCAACAUGUUGAUAUCACAGAAUGGGCAGGUCAUUAGAUCGGAAAUCCUUGGUACUGUUAAAGUGAAAUCUAGAUUAUCUGGGAUGCCUGAUUUGAAGUUAGGUAUCAAUGAUAGGGGUAUUUUUACCAAGUACUUAGAAGGAAAUGAUAUAGGCACAACAUCUUCAAAUGGUGAUAAGAAAGGCAAAGGACAUGAUUUAAAUAAAAACGAAAGUUCCAUUACUAAUGAUGGAAGAAAAUCUAAAAGUAACAUUGAAUUAGAAGACCUGAAAUUCCAUCAGUGUGUCAGAUUAAGCAAAUUUGAGAAUGAAAAAAUUAUUUCUUUUAUUCCACCUGAUGGCGACUUUGAUUUGAUGAGUUAUAGAUUAACCACUUCUAUCAAACCAUUAAUUUUAUGUGAUGUGAAAGUUCAAACAUAUUCAAAUUCCAGAGUAGAAAUAUUUUGUAAAACUAAAGCACAAAUUAAGAAAAAGUCCGUUGCUACUAAUGUAGAAAUAUUAAUACCUGUUCCUAGUGACGCUGAUACCCCAUCCUUCAAAUAUUCACAUGGUUCAAUUAAAUGGGUUCCAGAAAAGAGUGCAAUUUUAUGGAAAAUUAGAAGUUUCCCAGGUGGGAAAGAAUAUUCCAUGAGAGCUGAAUUGUUACUACCAUCAAUAUCUGAUAUAAAUGAUACAAAGGUUAAGAAACCAGUACAAGUAAAAUUCCAAAUACCAUACUUCACAACAUCAGGCAUACAAAUUCGUUAUUUGAAAAUCAAUGAGCCAACAUUACAAUAUAAAAGCUAUCCUUGGGUUCGUUAUAUAACACAGAAUGGGGAUGAUUAUACAAUAAGGAUCAACAAUAGUUAG